Penicillium manginii is the source of this 1185-nucleotide messenger RNA. RefSeq names its product tryptophan--tRNA ligase MSW1. NCBI's taxonomy places the organism in Eukaryota, Fungi, Ascomycota, Eurotiomycetes, Eurotiales, Aspergillaceae. Gene Ontology annotation, molecular function: ATP binding; tryptophan-tRNA ligase activity. Bases 1 to 1185 code for a protein of 394 amino acids. The transcript is spliced from 5 exons. Gene Ontology annotation, biological process: mitochondrial tryptophanyl-tRNA aminoacylation. Gene Ontology annotation, cellular component: mitochondrial matrix; mitochondrion. The record is from RefSeq and is a predicted model, not a curated record.
AUGGCCACAAUGCGCGUCUCACUCGCCCGCCACGGCGCCAAUCCAUUGAGGUCGACGAGCGGGAAAGGGAAUUUCACCCUCCGUCCGGGCAUUGCCCAACCAUCAAAAUGGCAUCAGCAACGGUCACUGAACACGAGCACAAGCUCAGGACCCUCUGUAAAAGACCCCGUCAUUUUCUCCGGCAUCCAACCAACCGGCGUCCCCCAUUUGGGAAAUUACCUCGGCGCCUUACGCCAAUGGGUAAAGCUCCAAGACGAAGCCAGUCCAGGCACGAAACUGCUCUUCUCAAUCGUGGACCUCCACGCCCUAACAGUUCCGCAAGACGCGAAACAAUUACGCGCGUGGAGGAGGGAGGCCUUUGCGACGCUGCUGGCUGUUGGGUUAGAUCCGAAGCGGUCGACGAUCUUUUAUCAAUCAUCGGUGCCGGCGCAUACGGAAUUGAUGUGGAUUCUCAGCACGGUUGCGUCGAUGGGCUAUCUUUCGCGCAUGACCCAGUGGAAGAGCAAGCUCCAACUUCCCGAGGACGCAAGCCUCGAUGACUCGGAGGCCCGCGCACAACUACGUCUCGGCCUUUUCUCAUACCCGGUCCUCCAAGCCGCGGACAUCCUCAUACACCGAGCCACGCACGUCCCAGUCGGCGAAGACCAAAGACAACACCUUGAAUUCUCCCGAUACACAGCAAACAGCUUCAACCACCUAUACGGAAACAUUUUCCCCAUCCCAGAGGCACACAUCUCCCCCGCCAAACGAGUAAUGUCGCUCAAAGAACCAACAUCCAAGAUGUCAAAAUCGCACCCAGACCCCAAAUCCCGAAUCCUGCUCACGGACUCAGCGAGCGAGAUUCAGAAGAAGGUCAAAGUAGCGCUCACAGACUCGGAAGCGAAAAUCAGCUACGACCCUACCAAUCGACCCGGUGUGUCGAAUCUGAUCGAGAUCCUGAGCCACUUUGAAGGCGUGAGUUGUCAGGAGAUUGCGUCCGAGUACGAGAGUGCUAGUCUGCGGUCGUUGAAGGAACAUGUUGGCGUGCGGAUUGCGGACAGUCUGAAGGAUAUUCGUGAGAGGUAUGGUCAGAUUAUGGGUGAUAGGGGUGGGUAUCUUGAUGAUGUGGCGCGGGAGGGUGGGGAGGCUGCGCAGGCUAGUGCAGAUUUGACUAUGAAGAAGGUGAAGAAGGCGAUGGGGUUGUAA